Messenger RNA from Closterium sp. Yama58-4, 2190 nucleotides. Lineage: Eukaryota; Viridiplantae; Streptophyta; Zygnematophyceae; Desmidiales; Closteriaceae. The record is from the annotation of a GenBank genome assembly.
AUGGGGUCCACGAUGCGAAGCAUCUCCGUGCCGCUGCUUCUCCUUGCGCUUUUCGUAGCGUCAGCGUCCGUCGCGCCUGCGUUUGGAAGAAGUUUGUCUUCUCGUCGCAGCCUGGCUCUCAAGGCCCUCUCGCUUCUCAGCUUCCCGGGAUCGUCAACCGUCACUCUUCUAGCCAAUCCCGGAGACACUGGCGGAGACAAUGGCGGGGACACUGGCGGGGACACGAGCGGAGACACGGGCGGGGACACUGGCGGAGACACGGGCGGAGACACGGGCGGGGACACUGGAGGCGACACUGGCGGAGAGCCUGGGGGUCCUGGCGGAGAUAACGGCGAUGGCGCGCCACUUAUCGGGGCUGGCGGAGAAGGCGGGAAGGGAGGAAAGGGCGGGAAGGGCGGGAAGGGAGGGAAGGGCGGGAAGGGAGGAAAGGGCGGAAUCGUAGGGUACGGAGGCAAGGGGGGGAAGGGAGGGAAGCCUGGUAACCAGCAGGGGGGACCUGGCGGAGAGCAGGGAGGUUCUGGCGGAGACGCUGGCGGAGAUACUGGCGGUGACUCUGGCGGAGACACUGGCGGAACCGCUGGGGAAGGCGGCGAUGCGAGCGGAGGCGGAGAAACUGGCGGUUCUGGCGGAAAGACAGGCAAGGCCGGAAAGUUCUGUCACUUUGCUGUGACACUUCCUGCCGCAACUUCCGCAUUUUCCAUCGACGGGCUGGGCUCUCUCAGGUGGGAUCAAGUCAACCAGUAUCAACAGGCGCGACCAGUAGAGUUCUCCCUGCGAUCUGACCUUGCAGAGCGCCAGGACUAUCGGUGGUGCAUGAUUGAUCCAGCGUUCGGAAGGAGCUUCUCUCCGCGCCGCAGUCUGGCACUCAGGGCCCUCUCUUUCUUGACGAAGGAGGCUCCAAUCUCGACACCCAUUCUAUUUCGCACAACCGCGUCGAUUGGCGGAGAUAAUGGCGGAGUUUUUGGCGGAGACACCGGCAAUGGCGGAGAUACCGGCAGUGGAGGAGAUAUUGGCGGAGACAUUGGCGGAGAUAUUGGCGGAGACCCCGGCGGAGAUAUUGGCGGAGAUAUUGGCGGAGACCCCGGCGGAGACAUCGGCGGAGACAUCGGCGGAGACACUGGCGGCGACAUUGGCGGAGACAUCGGCGGAGACACUGGCGGCGACAUCGGGGGAGACACCGGCGGAGACACUGGCGGCGACAUCGGGGGAGACACCGGCGGAGACAUCGGCGGAGACACUGGCGGCGACAUCGGGGGAGACACCGGCGGAGACAUCGGCGGAGACACUGGCGGAGACAUGGGCGGAGACAUUGGCGGAGACAUCGGCGGAGACAUUGGCGGAGACACCGGCGGAGACACCGGCGGAGACAUCGGCGGAGACACCGGCGGAGACAUUGGCGGAGAUACCGGCAGUGGCGGCGACGUUGGGAUAGGCGGUCCCGGCGGAGGCGUGGGCGGAGGGAAGGGCGGCAAGGGCGGAAAGGGAGGCAAGGGCGGAAAGGGAGGGAAAGGUGGGAAGGGAGGCAAGGGCGGAAAGGGAGGGAAAGGGGGCAAGGGGGGAAAGGGAGGGAAGCCUGGUAACCAGCAAGGGGGACCUUUCGGAGAUACCGGCAAUGGCGGGGAUACCAGCAAUGGCGGGGAUACCGGCGGGGAUACCAGCAAUGGCGGAGACAUUGGUGGAGAUACCGGAAAUGGAGGAGAUACCGGCAGUUUCGGUGACGUUGGGGCAGGCGGUCCCGGGAUGGGCGGAAAGGGAGGCAAGGGCGGAAAGGGAGGGAAAGGUGGGAAGGGAGGCAAGGGCGGAAAGGGAGGGAAAGGGGGCAAGGGGGGAAAAGGAGGGAAGCCUGGUAACCAGCAGGGCGGGCCUGGCGGAGCGCAGGGGGGACCUGGCGGCGAGCAGGUUGGAUCUGGCGGACAGCAGGGCGGGCCUGCCGGAGAUCAGGGGGGAGCUGGCGGAGAUCAGGGGGGAGUUGGCGGAGAUCAGGGGGGAGCUGGCGGGGAUCAGGGAGGGCCUGGCGGGGAUCAGGGGGGAGCUGGCGGAGAUCAGGGGGGAGCAGGGGGGCAGGAACAGGGCCAGACCGCGGGCACACAGAGCACUGGGAAGGGCGGAAAAGCUGGAAAAGGCGGCAAGGGUGGGAAAGGAGGGAAGGGGGGCAAGGGUGGGAAGGGCGGGAAGGGUGGAAAAAAAUAA